CCACAUAUACCACAUGGGCCGUGAUUCGAAGCACGCGUGCUCAGGCUAUUUUUUUUUUUAAAAAAAAAAAAAAUUUGCCGGCGUGCUGCUUCACCCAUACCACAUAUACACCCCCAUCUUCUUCACAGACAUUUUCACAAAUACGGAAGACAUGUUGUUGUUAUACUCAUCCCUCUCUCUUCUCGUCGUUGCCGUUGCUUUCAAGCUCAUCAUCCACCUUCAAACAACAACAACCAAACACCUCCCUCCCAGCCCACCUUCUCUUCCAAUUUUGGGUCAUCUUCAUCUCGUCAAAAAGCCCCUCCACCGGACUUUCCACAGCCUCUCGCAAAAAUACGGCCAGAUUUUCUCCCUCCGAUUUGGUUCCCGACUGGUGGUUAUCGUAUCGUCCCCAUCCGCAGUCGAAGAAUGCUUCACCACAAACGACAUCGUCUUAGCCAACCGUCCUCCCUCCCUAGGGGCCAAGCACCUCGGCUACAACCAGACCACCGUGACAGCAGCCCCCUACGGCGACCACUGGCGCAACCUCCGCCGCAUCAUCGCACUCGAGAUCUUCUCAACCACCCGCCUCAACAUGUUCCUGGGCAUCCGAAGGGACGAGAUCAAGCGCUUGCUCCGAAAACUGGGACACAACUCGUCCCAAGAUUUCACCAAGGUGGAGCUGAAAUCAAUGUUCUUGGACCUCACCUUUAACAUCAUAAUGAGAAUGGUGGCGGGGAAGCGGUACUACGGGUACGGGGAGGACGUGAAGGACGAGGAAGAGGCAAGGCAGUUUAGGGAGAUAAUGAGAGAGAUUGCCGAGAAUGGAGGGGCGUCGAAUCCUCAAGAAUUCGUGCCCAUGUUGCGGUGGAUUGAUUACGGUAGUUUAGAGAAGAGGCUGAUGAGGCUUGGCAAGACGACGGAUGCCUUCAUGCAAGGCCUUAUUGACGAGAAGAAGGGUAACGAAGAGGGACACACUCUGAUCCACCAUCUGCUUUCUUUGCAGAAAUCACAGCCAGAAUACUAUACGGACCAGAUUAUCAAAGGCCUUAUUAUGGUUUUGCUACUUGCCGGGACAGACACAUCAGCAGUGACAUUAGAGUGGGCUAUGUCCAAUCUACUUAACCAUCCUGACGUAUUGAAGAAGGCUAGAGUUGAGUUGGACAGUCAAGUUGGGAAGAAGAAUUUGUUGGACGAACCAGAUGUGUCUAAAUUACAUUACCUUCAAAGUAUAAUCUCAGAAACCCUUCGAUUGUACCCGGCGGCCCCACUACUAGUACCCCACAUGUCCUCCGAUGAUUGCACUGUGGGAGGAUACGAUGUUCCACGUAACACGAUGUUAUUGGUGAACGCAUGGGCUAUACAUAGAGACCCCAAGGUGUGGGAUGACGCAACUAGUUUUAAGCCUGAGAGAUUUGAGCAUGGCGAGUCUGAUUCGCACAAGUUGAUGCCAUUUGGGUUGGGGAGGAGGGCAUGUCCCGGGGCAGGACUCGCCCAACGGACAGUAGGUUUGACUUUGGGGUCAUUGAUUCAGUGUUUUGAAUGGGAGAGAGUUGGCAUGGAAGAAGUAGACAUGACUGAAGGCAAUGGAGUCACUAUGCCCAAAGCUUUGGCACUGGAGGCCAUGUGUAAGGCACGUCCCAUUAUGAGUAACUUCCUUUCCGAGUGUGUAGAUUCUGUUUGAAUUAACAUUGUCCUAGAGUUUGUUUUUUUUUUUUUUUUUUUUUUAUAAAAAAUGUCUUAGAUGUUUUUUAAUAAAAUAAAGAAAGAAAAAAAUAAUAAUAAGUCCUAUAGUUUUU
This is a messenger RNA of Corylus avellana, 1778 nucleotides long. Its product is annotated as cytochrome P450 81Q32-like. Lineage: Eukaryota; Viridiplantae; Streptophyta; Magnoliopsida; Fagales; Betulaceae. The record is from RefSeq and is a predicted model, not a curated record. Gene Ontology annotation, molecular function: heme binding; monooxygenase activity; oxidoreductase activity, acting on paired donors, with incorporation or reduction of molecular oxygen.